AUGAAGACUUCCGCAGUCCUUACCACUGUCUUUUUCGCCAUUGCCUCCUUGGCAGCUCCUGCUCCCAUGCCGGAGAACAUCAACCCUAACGCGUGCAUCGAUGUGCAGCCCGGCUACCCUGCCGGCGUCUGCCCUUCUCCUUAUACGUUUUCGUACCUCAAGUACUGUUCCACCGGCGACCGUGGUGUCGAAAACUGCCCCACUAUCUCCGCAGAGCCCAAGUGCUGCAUUGUUUAG
Molecule: messenger RNA, 237 nt
Organism: Lasiodiplodia theobromae
Lineage: Eukaryota; Fungi; Ascomycota; Dothideomycetes; Botryosphaeriales; Botryosphaeriaceae
Exons: 1
Coding region: 1-237 (78 amino acids)
Source: RefSeq, a predicted model, not a curated record